Diatraea saccharalis (sugarcane borer) is the source of this 4032-nucleotide messenger RNA. The record is from the annotation of a GenBank genome assembly. NCBI's taxonomy places the organism in Eukaryota, Metazoa, Arthropoda, Insecta, Lepidoptera, Crambidae.
AUGGAAGAAUUGGACAGUAUAGUGCCUCAAGAUGCGCAGCGGCAGUUAGUGUUUUUCGUUAAUGGAAAGAAGGUGGUGGAACACAGCCCUGACCCAGAAUGGACUUUGCUAUGGUACUUGAGAAAGAAACUACACCUUACAGGUACUAAGUACGGAUGCGGGGAAGGCGGUUGCGGUGCCUGCACUGUUAUGAUAUCUCAAUAUUUGAAAGAUCGACAAGAUGUCAGACAUAUAGCCGUAAACGCUUGUCUCACUCCUGUAUGUGCAAUGCACGGUCUCGCCGUGACUACAGUAGAAGGUAUCGGUACAGCUCAAGAACGAUUGCAUCCAGUACAAGAGAGAAUAGCGAAAGCUCAUGGCUCACAGUGUGGAUUUUGUACGCCGGGAAUAGUAAUGUCAAUGUAUACUUUACUGCGAUACAGGAGGAAAAUUGAAUACGUUGAUAUAGAAACUGCACUGCAAGGCAAUCUCUGCAGAUGCACAGGAUAUAGGCCGAUAAUAGACGGAUUCAAAGUGUUUAUGGAGGGAUGGGAAAAAUACUACUUUAGAGAUGACUCAGUACCAAGAUGUUCAAUGGGCAGAUAUUGUUGUCGCCAAAGAGAAACGGUGACCGACAGCGCUUUAUUUAAAAAAUCAAAAUUUACUCCAUAUGAUCCUACGCAAGAACCAAUUUUUCCACCAGAACUUAAAAUCAAUGAUCGAAGUAAAGAAUACCUAUACUUUAAAGGUAAAAAUGUUAUUUGGAUUAGACCGACAAAUAUUAACGAGCUCAUUUUACUAAAACACAAUUUUCCACAUAGUAAAAUAGUGGUAGGCAACACGGAAAUAGGAGUAGAUGUGAAAUUUAAAAAGAAAUUCUAUAAACUUUUAAUUUCACCAGUCAAUAUAGCGUCCAUGAAUUUUUGUAAGGCUUUGGAUGAUGGGAUUCUUGUUGGUGCUGCGUUCACUUUAACGGAAUUGUACAGAUUUUUAGCGAAAUUUUGUAGAGAUCAACCCAAAGAAGGUAAAGUUUUUGGCACUAUCAAAGAUAUGCUUCAUUGGUUUGCGGGUCGCCAAGUUCGAAAUGUCGCUUCACUGGUGGGUAAUAUUAUCACAGCAAGUCCUAUAUCAGACUUAAACCCAAUACUCAUGUCAACGAAUUCUAUACUUAAUGUUUGUAGUUUAAGUAGAGGGAAUAGGAAGGUAUGUAUUGAUGAAAAUUUUUUCACUGAAUACCGUAAAACAGUUGUUGAAGAUGACGAAGUUGUUUUAUCCGUUGAAAUACCGUUUUCGUCAGAUUACCAGCAUAUUAAAGCAUAUAAACAAGCGAGAAGAAGAGACGACGAUAUAUCUAUAGUGACAGCAUCAUUUAAUAUUACUUUUGAUAAAAAUACUGGUGACACAGUACGAGAUGCAAAGUUGUGUUUUGGUGGUAUGGCACCAACAACAAUACUAGCGAAAAAAUCAUCGGAAUUUUUAAAAGGUCAAAAGUGGAAUGAAAAUAUGCUUCAUGAAUUGUUUUGUUCUUUAACACAAGAAUUGAAUUUAGAUAUUUCAGUUCCGGGUGGUAUGGCUGAUUACCGAAAAUCUCUAUGUCUAAGUUUCUUCUAUAGAUUUUACUCGUAUGUUUUGGAUUCCAUUUCUAAAGCUGACGGUAACUCGUUAACACUUGAAAUAUUAAGUGCUAUUAAUGGAAUUCCUAAAAUGAUACCUAAGAGUUCCCAAUAUUUAGAGAUAAAAGAUAAAAUAUCUACUUCUGAUACUGUCGGGCAACCAGUUCCUCAUACGUCAGCUAUUAAACAAGCCACCGGAGAAGCUCUAUAUUGUGAUGAUGUUCCGUCUAUAGAAGGAGAACUUUUUUUAUGUCUGGUAUUUAGUAAGGAACCGUCUGCUAAGAUAAUAUCUAUAGAUGCUAGUGAUGCCUUGGCUUUACACGGCGUGAAAGCAUUUUUUUCAGCAGAAGACUUAGACGAUGAAUGUAAUAAAAUGGGACCUAUUAUAAAAGAUGAAGAAAUAUUUUCAAGAAAUAUAGUUACAAGUCGUGCUUGUGUCAUUGGAGCUAUAGUAGCAAUAUCUGAAAGUAUUGCAAGAAAAGCAAAAGAUAUGGUUGUAGUGAUUUAUCAAAGAAUUGAACCUGUAAUAAUAACAAUAGAAGAUGCAAUAAUGUAUAAUUCGUUCUAUCCUGGCUAUAAAAGAGUUUUAAAGAAAGGAGACGUUAAGAAAGCAUUUGAACAAUAUAGUAUGACUGUGGAGGGAACGGUUAGAAGUGGUGCGCAAGAACAUUUUUAUUUAGAAACUAUUUCAGCUUAUGCAAUCAGAAAAGAAGACGAAUUAGAAAUUAUCGCGACUACUCAAAAUCCUGCAGAUAUUGCGCGUAUUGCAUCUGAAGCUCUUCAAAUACCAAAUCACAAAAUUACGUGCAAAGUAAAACGAAUUGGAGGAGGUUUUGGAGGAAAAGAAACCAGAGCAGCCAUUUUAGCUUUACCUGUGGCACUAGCUGCUUAUAGAUUGAAGAAACCUGUACGUGCCGUUUUAGAUCGUGAUGAAGAUAUGCAAGUCUCUGGUUAUCGACAUCCUUGUUUGAUCAAAUAUAAAGCUGCUUACGAUGGUACUGGCAAAAUUAUUGCCGCUGUUUUUGAUUUUUAUGGCAAUGCAGGAAAUUCAAUGGAUAUAUCAUGUUCGAUGAUUGAAAGGGCCAUAAUGCAUUUGGAUAACUGUUAUUUCAUUCCAAAUAUUGAAGUGAAUGGAUAUCUCUGUAAAACUAAUAUGACAUCCAAUACUGCAUUUCGAGGUUUUGGAGCACCUAAAGCAAUGUUUGCUGCCGAAUGUAUGAUAAGAGAUAUAGCUGAAGCAUUAGAUACAGAUUAUGAGGAUUUAGUAGCAGUAAAUCUUUAUAGAGAAGGCCAAAUGACACAUUUCAAUCAGACGCUUACCUACUGCACUCUACGGAGAUGUUGGGAUGAAUGUAUUGAAACUUCAAAAUAUUGGGAGAGGAAGAAUGAAGUUGAAGUGUUUAAUAGAUCUUAUCGGUGGAAGAAAAAAGGUAUAGCUUUAGUUCCCACAAAAUACGGCAUAUCAUUUCAAGCCGACUUUUUGAUGCAAGCUGGAGCUUUAUUGCAUGUAUAUAGAGAUGGCUCGGUUCUGUUAUCAAUUGGAGGUAUAGAGAUGGGCCAAGGACUCUUUACGAAGAUGAUUCAAGUUGCUACACGAUGCUUAGACAUUGACAUGGAUAAGAUACAUAUAAGCGAGAUGUCUACCGACAAAGUGCCCAAUAGUUCUCCGACAGCUGGUAGUAUAAGUUCUGAUCUAUACGGUAUGGCAGUGAUAAAUGCUUGUAAUAUUUUGAAUGAUAGAUUGAAACCUUAUAAGGAUGACAACUCCGCUGGUAUUUGGGAAGAGUGGGUUAAGGCAGCGUACCUAGAUAGAAUUCAAUUAACUGCGACAGGUUACUACGCGGCUCCGAAAAUAGAAUACGAUCCAAAGUCUAAUAAGGGAAAUUUAUAUGAAUACUUCACGUAUGGGGUGGCGUGUAGUGAAGUAUUAAUAGAUUGUUUGACUGGUGAUCAUAGAGUGUUAAGGACUGAUAUAGUCAUGGACCUUGGGGAAAGUUUGAAUCCAGCCAUUGACAUAGGUCAAAUAGAAGGCGCUUUUAUGCAAGGGUAUGGUUUUUAUACUAUGGAAGAAAUGUUGUUUUCGCCUAGCGGAGAAGCUCUUACACGUGGCCCUGGUACUUACAAGAUACCAAGUAUCUCGGAUAUACCCAAAGAGUUCAAUGUAAGUUUGUUAAAAGGUGCACCGAAUCCAAGGGCUGUCUAUUCAUCCAAGGCAGUUGGUGAACCUCCACUUUUCCUAGCAGCUUCUGUAUUCUUUGCGAUUAAGGAAGCCAUUAAAUCGGCACGGCGCGAUGCCGGCAUUUCGGACACGUGUGUUCCAUUUAAUAUGGAUGUACCUGCAACAUGCGCCCGAAUAAGAAUGGGAUGUGAAGAUCACAUCACCAGACAAGUCGUGCCAACUAUAACAAAAGAGGGGAAACCGUGGAAUGUAAUAGCAUGA